GGGCAACACCGAGCUGAAAUUGUCUACUACGUAUACUAUGGCUCUCCAUCCAGGGCUCCCCAGCAGUCUAGCGGCCUUCGCACGCUAUUAACUACUAUCAAACUUUGAGCUAUUGCGGGGGGUACUCGGGCUUAAUUCGCUGAACUGUUAAAAGCAGGAUCCCCGAUACUUUCCUUUUCCCUCUUUUACCCCGGCGCAAGAUCUUGAAAAAGCAAACCUGCUUCAAGAGUUGGCGUUAGCCCAGACACUCCUUCUUGAAAUCUUGUCGGUGCUUAUUCGACCCAUGUGGUAAACCACGUUCCGGCCUCUAGGUUCAAGAACCUGGAGACUGUACAUCUACGCAGAUCGAUUCAUUGACCGCAAACCAAUGCAAUAUCAACAACCGACGCUUCUUCAUCAUCCAUAUCAGAAAUCACACGCUCUUUUGUGCAACACUCAUCUGCUCAACUGGCCCACUCCUUUGCCAUGCUGGAUGAAAUGAUGGGAGGCAUGCUGCUUCCCCGGACUACGGAUGAUGGUACAGCUCGCGGACAGCGAGCCCUGGUAGUGACAGCCGUGCUUACCGGACUCUCAAUUGUCAUUGUCGCUAUGCGUAUGUAUGCGCGAGUUGGGUUAAUGAAAUUGACUGGUCGUGAAGAUUAUAUGAUUCUUAUUUCUCUGGUGUUAUCAUGCACGUACCUCGGUCUUGUUGCUGCUGAGGUGCAUUUUGGUCUCGGAAAACAUGACGCCGAUUUGUCUGACGUUGUUGUGAAAGAGCAAUUGAAGCGACUCUGGGCCGCUAUCCCUUUCUAUAACGCCAGCUUGAUCUUUACCAAAUUUUCCAUUCUUUUCCAGUAUCUUCGGAUCUUCCCCGACCGCCGCUUCCGGCUUGCCUGCUGGAUCGUGUUUGGUAUCGUGGCUACUUACGGAACAUGGGCAGUAGUCAGUGGUUUCUUGAACUGUGUCCCAGUCGCCAAAUUCUGGAACCGCAACAUCUCCGGCUACUGCCUUAGUUUCGAGGCCGUCUGGUUCUUCAACGCAUCGAUGAACAUCGCUACAGACACAACCUUGUUAAUCUUGCCGAUGCCUCUUCUGUCGCAAUUGCAACUUCCGCGCAUGCAGAAAUUAGCUCUUAUGGGUGUCUUUGCUAUUGGUGGACUCGUCGUGAUCACGAGUAUCCUCCGUCUAUCCAGUCUGAGAAGCGUAGCUAAAAGCACAGACACGUCUUACAGCAAUGUUGGCGCUGCCUAUUGGACCGCUGCAGAAUGCAACGUCGCCAUCAUCUGCGCCUGCCUACCAUUCCUUCGUCCAAUCGUCAGUCGCAUCUUCCCUCGUUUCCUCUCGACCAACAGCUACAACCGCUACACUCGCAACCCCACCAUGACAGCCAGUCGCAUGACCGCCACUCGGAUGACCGCGCGCUCGCACCGGCAAAAGGUCGAGCUUUACUCCCAGGACCGCGACUACGGCAUGUACACCAUCGACGUCAAGUCCGGCGAAGCGAGCCACGAUAGUGCGCUAGACGGAAUCGCAGUCACGACGACAACGAUGAUUCAGGAGACAUCGAGAAACAAUGACGAGUCGACCAGUCAGCGUCGAUUGGUUGUUGAUGUCUGAUGAUCUCCGACCUUUCCUAAUUUCGCACACACUCACUAUUUCCCAUACAUUCACGAACUUACUUUCUUCUGAUACCACGAUGCAUGAUAUAUGACGCUGCAUCUUCAACAUUACCCCCUCUUUUUUUUUAUUUACUCUCUGAUCCUGAUAUCCCACACCUGCGUCUCGUUUCACACAUACCUACCUAUCCGUCCACCUUCGUGUACAUUCUUCUCAUUCUUCGGAUGUCUAAUCAUCGACGACUUUAUGACCAUGCUACAAGCUGAACCCCUCUUUCUUCUUGGUUUUAUGUACAUUCACCCUUCUUUCGCUCAUCUAACGAGCUCCCAACAUAAUACAUCUGUACAACAGACAUUAAUACUAAAUAGUAGACGGAAAACCCAGUAGAUAAAUCGUUAGAAAAAUCAAAC
Aspergillus welwitschiae is the source of this 2006-nucleotide messenger RNA. Its product is annotated as PTH11-like integral membrane protein. The record is from RefSeq and is a predicted model, not a curated record. The transcript is spliced from 6 exons. Bases 466 to 1596 code for a protein of 376 amino acids. NCBI's taxonomy places the organism in Eukaryota, Fungi, Ascomycota, Eurotiomycetes, Eurotiales, Aspergillaceae.